GUCUUAGGGCUCAGCAAAAAUGCCGUCUGCUGUACCUAGGACGCCAUCACGCGGUUGGAAUGUCAACACCACGUGACUCUCCCCCAAUUGGUCAGACACCGACUCCGCCCCUCUUUGGAAACAAAAAGAAAAUGGAAAACGACAUUCUUUCGCAUUUCAGCCUCCCGUUAUACAUUUUACUUGGUUACUUCUGCUGGGGCUGUAAUGCACAGACUCUCUGCAGAGCUAGAGAUCGUGAAAGAAUCCCUUAUUCGACUCGGAAGGCCAUACAGUUCACGCUUUCUCUCAAACAAGGCCUUUUGUUGUGUGUAGAUCACGACACGGGUCACGAUCAUUUCCCAAACGCCAGAGAGGGCCAAGCCCGCGUGGGAAUCGAAUACGAAAAAACAAAACUGGCUAGAACUAGAAGAGCAUGAGCCAAGUCGCAUAUUUCCCAAAACAUUCUUUCGAAUCUUUUCAACAAUUUCGUUAUUUGUUUGCUCGGUAAAAGAAAAAGGAAAACUUGUUGCUGCCGACCCAACAGCUGAUAGGCGUCCCGUCAUCCCGUCCCGUUGUUGAUUGGAGUGGUUCCAGCAACAGAUAACGACGAUGCUGAUUCACUAACGAAAACAACAAGUCGAAAAAAUAUUUUGGCACAGCGUUCUGCGUGAGUUGGACAAGGACCUUGUUCAUCAUCAUCUUACGCCAAUCUUUACCUUAAAAAAGUCAGUGCACGUAAACAAGUGGAUCAGAGCAGCAGGUUGACCAAAAACAUCAAAUGAUGGCCGCUGCUAGUACAACAGGUCGAUCGAUAUUUCGAAUACGACACUACGACUGCAUUGGAUUCGACAUGGAUCACACGUUAUGUCGGUACCGACUCGGAGCAGUUUUCGAAAUGGAAUAUCAAGCUUUGGCGGAUUAUUUGAUCCGGGAGAAAGGCUACGACGCUCGUCUCAAGAGACCUCUGGCGGAAGACGCCAAUUUCUUGCACAAAGGCAUCGUCAUGGAUGUCGACUUUGGUAAUUUCGUCAAACUGUCGGCUGACGGUCGCGUCCUUCGUGCCAGUCACGGGACCCGGGUGAUGACGGACGCCGAAAUCACCGGACAAUACGGACCUCUACGAUCCGACGAGUCGCUCCGGCAAAUGGCCGCCGAUCCCAUCGACGCCACCGAAGGGCCCAUCCAUCGAAAGUAUCGACCGUUUAAAGAUUAUUUCGAUCUACCCGCACUCGUCAUGUGCGCACGCAUCGUCGACUUGCUAGACUACGCCAACGGCAAUAAACCUCUAGAAAAAUACAAUUUCUGGAAAGACGUCCUCUACGGAUUGGUCGAAAUGUUCAGCAGGGAUAAUUUGAAAUUGAACGCUGGAGGCUAUUACCCGAAAAUCAAACUCAAUCCGGAAUUGUACCUGAGGCCGUGCGGUGAUGGACUCAAGAAAUGGUUGACGGAAGUCAAAAAGAAACAAGUGACGUUUCUCAUCAGCGGAUCCGAUCCCGACUACGUCCAGUGGGUGGCCAGUUAUUGCCUGGGAACCGAUUGGAAAAACUAUUUCGAUUACAUCGUCUGCGCCAGUAGAAAGCCUGGAUUCUUUAGCGGGAACAGACCGUUCCAGCGAUGGAAUCAUUCCAAUUCAUCGGCGGGCGGAGUCGAGGAUCAGGAAAUUGAACUGGAAGAAUUAUUGCCCAUCAAUAAGACAAUCUACUUGAGAGGCAAUUGGAAUCAAUUGAAAUCUUCCAUGGCCUGGUGCUGCGGAGUGGACCACCCCAAGGUCCUCUACUUUGGCGAUCAUCUCAUCCAGGAUGUCCUGGCCGCCGACACGAGUCGAUUGGACGUCGUUGCCAUGGUGGAAGAAUUGGCGGCCGAAAGUCAACCCAAGAAAAGUCCCCCGAUCGAUGGCCUCUGCUCCUACAAAAGGUGGGGCUCCUUCUUCUACGACGAACGAGGCCCGGAUAGCAACGGUCCUGGACGGCUGCCGGUCGAUAGGAUGAACACCCUGUGGAGCAAUUUGAUCGCCCAACACGCCCGGCUCUGCAUUUCCUACAUGGAGGCGAUUUCAGAUUACCCGACCGAUCACGAAUUCGCCACCACUCAAAAUGGACAUACGAAAUUCCUGGGAUUCUUGCCCAGUCUUCCAACUUGUUUAUUGUAAAAUGUCUGUGUGUGUGUGUGUGUGAACCAAUUCCUUUAGCGCAAAUCGAAUGGAACGUGAAUACAAAACUCAAGCGUG
Daphnia pulicaria is the source of this 2206-nucleotide messenger RNA. It is a transcript of the gene Nt5a, whose product is annotated as 5'-nucleotidase domain-containing protein 1-like. Gene Ontology annotation, molecular function: 5'-nucleotidase activity. Bases 758 to 2128 code for a protein of 456 amino acids. The record is from RefSeq and is a predicted model, not a curated record. The transcript has 4 exons. Lineage: Eukaryota; Metazoa; Arthropoda; Branchiopoda; Diplostraca; Daphniidae.